AUGUCCUUCUUCUUUCGCAUGGCGUCGCGGCUGCGGCCGUCGACGCCGGAGGAGGUGGUCCGCUCCAUCAAGGACUCCUUCCUCGCGCUCCACACGCGGACCCACGCCAAGGCUCUGGAAGAGGUGGAGAAAAAUAUCUCGUCGUUGAGAUUGUUGAUCUUUGGUGAUGGAGAAGUAGAACCAAAUCAAGAGCAGGUCCUGCAAAUAACCCUUGAGAUUUGCAAGGAGGACGUCAUUUCCCUGAUCGUCCAGAAUCUGCCUUCCUUGGGUUGGGGAGUAAGAAAAGAUCUGGUUCUCUGCUGGGGCAUUUUGCUUAGGCAGAAGGUUGAUGAAACCUAUUGCUGCGUGCAGUAUAUUGAAAAUCAUCUGGAGCUUUUAGAUUUCCUUGUUGGUUGCUACAAGAACUUGGAUAUUGCAUUGAACUGUGGGAAUAUGUUAAGAGAAUGCAUAAAGUACCCUACACUUGCAAAAUACAUAUUGGAAUCUGGUAGCUUUGAGCUGUUCUUUGAGUAUGUUGAGCUGCCAAACUUUGAUAUUGCUUCAGAUGCUCUGAACACCUUCAAGGAUCUGCUUACCAAGCACGAAGAUGUAGUCGCAGGGUUCUUGAGUUCCCACUACGAGCAGUUUUUUGAACUCUACUCAAGGCUCUUAUCGUCAACUAAUUAUGUAACAAGAAGGCAGGCAAUCAAGUUCCUUUCAGAGUUUCUACUAGAGGCUCCUAACUCUCAAAUAAUGAAGAGAUACAUUGUGGAAGUUCGCUUUUUAAAUAUUAUGAUCAAUCUACUAAAGGAUUCAAGCAAAAAUAUCAGAAUAUGUGCCUUCCAUGUUUUUAAGGUAUUUGUUGCCAAUCCGAACAAGCCUCGGUGUAUCAUUGUAGCUUUGCUUGACAAUCGCAGGGAGGUUUUGAAGCUACUCCAUAAUCUUCCUACAAGUAAAGGCGACGAUGAACUUGAUGAGGAAAAAGACCUAAUCAUUCAGGAAAUCCAGAAGCUGGCAUAG
Molecule: messenger RNA, 999 nt
Organism: Miscanthus lutarioriparius
Lineage: Eukaryota; Viridiplantae; Streptophyta; Magnoliopsida; Poales; Poaceae
Source: the annotation of a GenBank genome assembly